CUGUAUUGUGUGAGCACUAUGGGGUGAUGUCACCAGACAGGAGGUUGGAUUUUCCCAAUCACUUCCGGGAGCCAUGAUGAGUCAGGAAUCUCGACCGGGAGCUUCUACACCACAAGCGUCCCAGCCUGUGCUCACUCAGCAGCUAUAAACACACACACACACACACACACUCACCCACACACACACGCUGUCUCUGCCUCGCUCUCUCACUUUUUCCUCUGUCUCCACUGAGGUGACCCACAUCUCACACUGAGCUGAGGCUGAGUGAGAACAUAACACGCGCACACUCCGGAAUACGAACACACAGCCACUCACACACACGGAAAACUCAAAGAUCAAGAAGAAAAAUGAGUCGAACUCUACCGCACAUGAAGCCUUUCAAUGCUACAAAGACAGGAACCAGUGCACAGCUUGAGCUCUCGGCUGCGGUGGGUUCAAAGGCCCCCCGGUGCACCCUGCGCAGGUUCCUCCUCCUGAAGUACAUCCAGACACUGCUGCUGCCGCUGGGCAACGAGCUGCUGCUGGCUGCGGGCGCGCUGGCCAGCCUGCACACCCUCCUGGUGCUCACCUCACCGUGCCUCUCUCGCAAGGCCUCCACCGUGCUGCUGGGCCAGCUGGCCUGGGCUGAUGGACUGCUGCUGCUGCGCUGGGGCCUGGACCUAGAGUCGGGGCUUGGGCUGGGAAAGGUGUGGCUCUCCCUGAGUGGUGUGGAGGCGACACCCUGGCUUAAGAGCGGCCUGCUGGAGGCCCAUCACCUCAGCAGCCUGCUGCUGCUGAGCUGCGUGAGUCUGGAGGCGCUGCUGGUGAGCCGCUGGGCCGAGGAGUCCCGACACCUGCGGACGGUGCAGGGAGCUCGACUUGCCAGUGCCCUCAUCUGGACUGGGGUGGCAUUGCAGCUAGCAGUGCAGUUGGUGGGACACUGUGCACAGACAUCAAAGGCGGAGGGGGGGUCAGAAUCAGACAUGGCUGGGGGGUCAGUUAGGGUGUUGAUGCAGGUAUGUGCCACCAUGGCUCCACUCACACACUUACUGAUGCGAGGUUUACAAGCGUUGCUUUGGCUGGCAAACACUUGGGUCCUCUACCAAGUGUUUUACCGUAAGUCACAGAAGGGGAAGAGCUGUUUCCACUAGGACAUUUACUUUUUAGUGCGUAACCAAAACAAACACGCUUGAUAGGAUGUGUUUAUUUAUUUAUUUAUUUAUCUUUUUUUGUGGAUGUUGUGUUUGUCAUUGUUUAUUUAAUUUAAUGAGCUGAGGAGUUUAAUGUUUGGUGCCACAGGGCAUUUAGCGAAACUGACGUCAUCUGUGUGGCAUUUGCUUGGGUAAGAGGAGCGAGAGAGAGAGUGAAGGGUGUGUGUGUUUCUGUUUAAGAGAGCUAAGUCGCAUAGCAACAAUGAGGCAACGGUAUGAUUGCUUGCUCAUAGAGCUAAUUUACUUUAUAAUUAACUUUUCAGUAAAAACACUGCACUUGAAACUAACCUUGUCUGUGUGUGUGUGUGUGUGUGUGUGUGU
This is a messenger RNA of Clupea harengus (Atlantic herring), 1511 nucleotides long. RefSeq lists its product as uncharacterized. The record is from RefSeq and is a predicted model, not a curated record. Lineage: Eukaryota; Metazoa; Chordata; Actinopteri; Clupeiformes; Clupeidae.